AGGACCUUGAGCUCGAUUUCGCUAGUGGUAUAUUACCAUUUUGGGACAGACAAACAAUAUUAUUUGAGAAAAGAAUGCAAUAAUUCUCGGCGAAGUCCUCAUUUGAUAAUGAUUCUGGGCGGUCUAGAUUUGAUUCGGACGUCCUGAAGCUUGUGCAAGCCGAUCAUCCUUGUAGCAGACACCCAGCACUCCUCCCACAUGGCUGCACUGGAAAAUCAACCAUCACAAAAGCUUUCUGGUCUAACUGAGGAAAUUCUACUGCCAGAAGGUUGGAAGGAGACACUCCCCAAAGAGCAACAUCUGUGGGUCAGCAAGGCUCUCUUCACUAGAGAUGCAUCUGGGAAGUUGACGCUGACUGAACCUCUGCAGCUGUGGUGGUCUCCUCUUGGACCCCAGAUGCUAUAUUCACAGCCUCCUCCUUCACCGGACCCGUUCUUUCACAGCAGGCUGUUCCUUUGGAUGCCCUACCACAUGUGGGGAUACAGACUUCAGUGCACAAAGCCCAACUGCCGUCGCCUUGGCAACCAUUUGACGGACUGCGGGCUGUACAAGACCGUUCGGAGGGUUUUGGACCUGAGCGGGUGGUACUUCAUGGUAACAGAGUACCUGGAGUGCUGUUCCUGUAAGAAGAAAGUGGCAGGCUGGUCGCAGGAUAUUAUGGAUCAGCUGGAUCCCAUCCAUUGUGAGAAAUUUCCAGCAGUCCUGACCUACAGAUUGUCUUGCGACAAGGAGAUUGUUAGACUGAUGCGAGGUCAAACGCCAGAAAACAGUGCAACCACACUGUACCGGCACCUGCGUGUCAGGCACAAAGAGCAGUGGCUGGUCCAGUCUGCAGAGUACCUCUCUGUACUAAACAAGUUUCAAGAACCCAGCACCCUUACUGCCAGGCUGCCACAGAUGAUGCCAGUGCCUUCUCCGUCAUUGCUGUUGUCAGUAUAUGUAAAGGAUGUACUUGCACGGCUCGGAGAAAUGAAGGCCAGGGUCACUUCCAUCUAUGGCUCCAUCCUGAAAAUGGCAUACACCAAGAAGGUCACUCAGAAACAUGCUGCAGAUUCAGAUGUGUGGACCAUAAGCAUGGGGAAUGAGGUUGGUCAGGUCCUAAUGUGUGUCUUGACCCAAGCAGAAGGAGAGGGCCUGCUUCCUAUGUGCUCCGGGUUGAUGGAGCGUUACCGGCGGGCUGGGGAGGCUCCUCCAAAAGUCCUCUAUGUGGACCGUGAAUGCUGUGCCACUCUGGGUAAGGGCAAAACAGCAGCCAUGUUCCAUGAGUGGGACCAACUGGUCGUCAGACUCGACGUGUGCCAUUUUAUUCACCAAUUCGCAGCAGGUGUCACUUCAGAAAACCACACGCUGUACAGUGUCUUCAUGGGACACCUCUUCUCUUGCAUCUUUGAGUGGGAUGCAGGAGAUUUAGAAAGACUCAUAGAAUCCAAGCAGUCAGAGCUGCGACAGUCCACAGGUUUCUUAACCAGAGCACCCAGCAAGCCCACUGCCAAAGAGUUGGCAAGGCACUGCCGACACUACACACGUGGGGCUCAUGUGACCAAACAGCUCAUUGAGCAGCUGUUGAAAGACUUCAUGGGGGCUACAGACAUGAUGGGCAUCAGACUUGUGGACCAGGAAAAGAUGAUUGAGAUCUGGAGAACCCAGCGAUGCCAUCUUUCCUGUAUCCAGGAUCCUCCAGACGUGCAGCUUUAUAGGAAGGUUGGAGAGGUCACUAGAGGAGGGGUCAAUCUGCCUGUGUACAACUGUGCACGUGACUUUGCGUCCCUUGAUUCAUUCCACUGGCAUCUAAAUCACUUCAUUCCAGAGACAAGUGCAAAGGACUUGCACUUCCACGUUUACCUACUGGAGGGGCUAGUGCAAUGGAACGAGGCUCGUGCUGAAGGUGGCAAUGGACAAGGCAUCUACUAUGGUCAGCUGCAGCACUAUGUAAACCGUCUGAGUCAGAUGUUUCUUGGCUGUAAAUUGGAUGAAGAUCACACCAGCUCGAGAAAGUAUACUGGUGAGCUCAUAGGGGUGGAGUAUCUGUACUCUCAAACCAACAGAGUGUUGGAGGUGGACGAUAUUAUGGAUCCUGAUGCUCCGGAUGAGAAUGGAAGUGAUGAGGACCUGGAAGGUGAUCUGGAACAUGAGAGUUUUGAGGAUUUGCACUUUGGUGGCCUUGAGCCCUUUGAAUUCUUGGAGUUCAGCCUCAAUCCACCUCAACCUGUUCAACAACAGGCCGUGGUUCUGCAAAUGCCUUACUCCAGUCCUUCUACAUUCCAGCCAGAUCCAAUCGUGUCUUCCACAUCUGGGCCCUUAAAGGAUGACCAUACCACAGCAGACAAAUUUACUCCACAGGGCAUGUCACAGGAGGAUGAUGACGAGAAGUGCCUGGGACCUGAUGAUAUUCCUGGUUAUGACCAUGUUAUUAACUUGGCCAAUAGUUUGGUUGACUUAAGAAACCAGGGAUUUGUCAAGCAGCGAAAGGUGGAUGAGAUUGUCACUCUAUGGGACAAGCUGUCAGAGCACGACAAGGGCAAUAUCCCCUAUCUGGGUCACCAUGAAGACGGACUGCACUUUGUGACUCCUUGCAUAGAUGGUCUGCAAAGCCGCCUUGUGGAGGCCAUUUGCCUGGCUCUCAGCCGCAUUCACCCUGCCGGUCAGACCAUUGCAGGUGUUGGGGUGAACAGGUGGGCUGCCAUCCUCCGGGAUUACUGCAUGAUUAGGGACAUAGUCCUGAACAACACUGUGAUCAUGGCCCAGACGAGGAUACAGCUGUUUGACGUAAACCAGCGGACACUCUGCCAGUGGUACAACACCAGAAGACAUGGGCAAGAACAGAUGGUUUUAAACCAAUGCAUUGACCACAUGAGGGCUCCCUUGGAGGCCUCCUUACCCCUUCCUCCUGUGCUAGAGCCCCUUCAUCAUGGACCUGUAAUUAAAGUGGAGGUGGAUGCUACAGGACUGGACACGUGUGUUCAGGGCCAUCCUCUUCCAGUUCAGGAGAGCCCCAAGCCUUCUUAUGCAGCCCUCUUGCUAUCACCCCAAGAGCAAAGAACUGCUGACACCACACCUUCUAGUCCAAAGGUGCCCAGGACCACAGCGUGGCGACGGAGGAAGGCAGAGGAAGAAGCUGCCCAAAGAGGGUUACCCAUUAAGCGGCCAUGCGAACAGUAUGUCUGUAAAAAGUGUGGCAAACCAAAGACUAAAGAGUUUGGUCAUAGCCAGUUCCGUGGGGUCCACUUUUGUGCCAAAGCUGCUGGAAAGACUGUAGAGCAGUGGAUGGAAGAAAUGAGAAGUGGAAAGUAUGGACAGGAAUCAGUGACUCAACAUGUAAAUUUUUCAUUUUAACAUUUUUGUACAUUUCAAUUGUUUAUAUUGUUCAUACUAUAUAUAGAUUGUCAGUAGUAAUUUUCUGCUAUUUAUUGAUUUUCAUUGUUCUUUGUGUGAUUUUUGAAAUGGAAGUUUGUUUGAGGAUUCUGACUACGCAGGAUGUCCAUGUUUUAGGAAUGGUAGAUGGAGAGGGUGUUUUAAUGUGUAUGACUAAAAUAGUUAUUUUAGUUGUUUGGUGCUACUAAUGGUAUAGAAACAACACUUAAAGGAAUAUUUCGGGUCUAAAACAAAUUAAGCUCAAUCUACAGCAUUCGUGGCAUAAUGUUUAGUGGCUCUAAUUUGGACUUGUCUCUCCUUUUCUUAAAAAGAAGAAAAAAGAAAAAUAUGGGUUCUAGUGAGGCCCUUACUAUGGAAGUGAAUGGGGCCAAUACAUAAAUGUUAAAAUACUUACUAUUUAAAAUGUACAGCCACAAAUCAUAAUUGAUGUGCAUGUUAACAUGAUUUUUGUGUGAUAAAAUUGCUUACUAACCUUUUCUGUAAAGUUAUAAAUAUCCAAUUUUACAACUUUGUUGCCAUGAUGAUGUAAUCCUGUAAACCCUGAAACUACCAUAAAAAGGAUGAUUGAACUUUACAGCUCAAAUAAUACAGAGUUUUUACAGAAGAAUUAAUGCAAGUUCUUCAAGAGACUUUUUCGUUUUGCUCUUUUUCAUCCACUCGUGAACGAAUGGACCGUCUGCACCUUGUUUGUUGACCACUGUGUGGUUUUGGGCACAGCCAUUUCUUUUUUCACAAUUUGAAAGUCACGUGAACAAAUGGUACUCUUAUCACUGUAAUUUUAAAACUAGCGGGUUGAUGUCGCGUGUCUGAAAUCCAGUGACUCUGGUAGUGACGAUUCUCCUUGUCCAAUCAGUGAUAUGCAGGAUUUUGACGUCAAAUUUAGUAUUGGCUCGGCUUGCUUGGAACCUCGACCGAGGUGGUACUAAAAAAAGUAUCAGGUACCAUGUACUAUCCACAGUGGGAAAACCCCAAAAAGUGAGCAGAGUAGAGUUGAGUCGAGUUGUACCGUGCAGUGGAAAAGCUCCAUAUGUUAAACAGCUUUUUCUUAAUCCCUUAAACACCAUAAGAAAAUUGGCUUCAGAACUCCCGCUUUCUG
This is a messenger RNA of Xyrauchen texanus (razorback sucker), 4468 nucleotides long. RefSeq lists its product as uncharacterized. The record is from RefSeq and is a predicted model, not a curated record. The transcript is spliced from 10 exons. The coding region runs from base 199 to 3333 and encodes 1044 amino acids. Lineage: Eukaryota; Metazoa; Chordata; Actinopteri; Cypriniformes; Catostomidae.